AAUGCAGAGGGCAGCUCGAAGGCACGGGAAGUAUUGAUAAUUGUGAGGCUAAUACAUAUCGAACGUGACCAACUAGUUGGGUGAACUAUCCCGACGGGAUGAUAGUGUGAUGGUACCAUACAGUGUGAUCACCAUAAUCGUUAUUUUCACCAGCUUGCUUGGUACAACUGUGGCGAACAAUUAUGAUGAUUAUAUCGCCCGGUUAGUGGCCGACAGCAAGGCGUUGCACGAAGACUUUCUUCGAACCAACCCUAGUGCGCAUGAAGAAUUGAAAAAGCUCUCUACUCCUGACUUCGACGAUGAUGAUCAUCCGGAGUAUCCACAUGAGAUUGAUAAUGUGAACUGGCUUAUGUUCAUGAAUGAAAUGCAGCAAGACCAGCGAGAAGCCACGUCUCCGGUAACGGAAAUACCCGUAUUAGAACCUCCUCGGUACAGUGGUGACUCCUCGAGUUUAUCGAAGACUAGGGACAGUUAUCCGGAUACGCACGAGACGGCGUCUAGGCGGACAGAGUUCAUUUAUCCAAAUCCGCUCUGGGGCACACAUAAAGUGAGCGGUGGUUCUAGCGAAACUGGUGAGUGGAUAAACUAUGCAGUCAUGGGAGCCGGGUUGCAAGACGACGACGGUGAGGAAAAAGAUUUGACGGAAGGGACGGGGGAUGAAGAGGUACCAGGGAGACACUUUGAAUACAAAAACGAUAGCCUGCCCUCAUAUUGUGACCCACCCAACCCGUGCCCGAUUGGGUAUGACCCUGAAAAAUUACCCAGCCCAUGUGAUGAAAACGUCGUGUACACGAUGGAAUUCAAUCGUGAUUGGGUUCGCAGCAAAGUUGCCGAUGGAGAAUGUAGCUGUGAUAAAGAGCAUAUGUUCUACUGCGACUCGGGGACUAGUCCAAUGUUCAGCGGAGAACGCUACCAACAUAAAGUAAACAGAGAGAAUCCUUAUCUGAAAGGCCCAAGAAGAAAGCAGCUAUCCACAAAGAAAUCUACACAGUACUCCAAACCCAGGCGCUACUAUUAUCUCCGAGGAAAAGCGUUGAAGAAAGUUGUGAAAAAGACUGGACCCUAUGCGUCGUUCCCUCCUGAAUCAAUGUAAUGAGGUCUCCGUGGCACAAACUCAUAUUUCAUCCUGCACAUCGUUAACACUGUUGUUCUGAAUAGCAUUGAAUAAGUGCAAACGAUUUCUUCAUUUUUGCUCUCCUGCGGUGAGUAGUACUCAGCUCAUAGGAUCUUAAACA
Molecule: messenger RNA, 1235 nt
Organism: Dicrocoelium dendriticum
Lineage: Eukaryota; Metazoa; Platyhelminthes; Trematoda; Plagiorchiida; Dicrocoeliidae
Source: the annotation of a GenBank genome assembly